This is a messenger RNA of Salvelinus namaycush (lake trout), 2997 nucleotides long. RefSeq names its product zinc finger protein 536-like. Gene Ontology annotation, biological process: regulation of DNA-templated transcription. NCBI's taxonomy places the organism in Eukaryota, Metazoa, Chordata, Actinopteri, Salmoniformes, Salmonidae. Gene Ontology annotation, cellular component: nucleus. The record is from RefSeq and is a predicted model, not a curated record. The coding region runs from base 1 to 2997 and encodes 998 amino acids. Gene Ontology annotation, molecular function: RNA polymerase II cis-regulatory region sequence-specific DNA binding; DNA-binding transcription factor activity, RNA polymerase II-specific. The transcript is spliced from 4 exons.
AUGGCACUGCUAGCCAAUCAGCUGAUGGAUUCAGCCAGGGAUCUAAAUGGCAUCAAUGGGAGGGUGGAUCACCUUCCACAGUUCCUGAGGGUACAGAACCAGGGUCACAUGACCCAUGUCAACGUCACCCAGGAAGACACGCACAAGAACAGGAAGUACCCGUGCCCACUGUGUGGCAAGCGCUUCCGCUUCAACAGCAUCUUGUCACUGCACAUGCGCACGCACACUGGCGAGAAGCCCUUUAAGUGCCCUUACUGUGACCACAGGGCAGCGCAGAAGGGCAACCUCAAGAUCCACUUACGCACUCACAAGCAGGGCAACCUUGGGAAAGGCCGUGGCCGGAUCAGAGAGGAGAACAGGCUGCUCCACGAGCUGGAGGAGAGGGCCAUCCUGAGGGACAGGCACAUCAGGGGUGGUAUAGGUGGUCUGACCCAGCCACCACCACCCCACAUCCCCCAUCCCCAGCUCCAGCAGCCACAGCCUGCUUCUACCACCACCCAGCUCCCCUUGACUUGCACAGGCCCUGGCUCUGUGGAGACCUUUUCACUGCCAUCUGUCUCCCCCAAGAUGACCACCACAGGCCAGGAGGAUCACACACAGGCUCAGCCUUCCGCAGGGUUCCGCUGCUCCUUCUGCAAAGGAAAGUUCAGGAAGCAGCAGGAGCUGGAGCGCCACAUCCGUAUCCUCCACAAGCCAUACAAGUGCACCCUGUGUGAGUACGCGGCCUCCCAGGAGGAGGAGCUCAUCAGCCACGUAGAGACGGCCCACAUCACCUCCGUGUCAGCCCAAAGUCAGAGUUCCGCGGUGGGCAGCUUGAAGCCCCCUGGUGGGGAGUUCCCCUGCAAGGUGUGUGGUCAGACCUUCAGCCAGGCCUGGUUUCUCAAGGGACACAUGCGGAAGCACAAGGACUCAUUCGAGCACUGCUGCCAGAUCUGUAGCCGGCGCUUCAAAGAACCCUGGUUCCUCAAGAACCACAUGAAGGUUCACCUUAACAAGCUGUCUGCUAAGACCAAGCAGCUUCCUGCUGACCCUCAGGUAUCUGUUACCAUGGCUAGAGUAGUCCAGGACGCCCACUACACAAACCUCUACUCCCAGUACAUCUCAAGCCUCCACAGCAGGUUCCUCUCUGCGGAGAAAGCGGGCCAGUCGGAGUUCCAGCAGAUUCUUGCCACAGCAGGCAUCGGGAUGAAGGUGAAGGAGAUGCUGGGUAAGAUGCUGGCACCAGGACAUGAUUCACUGACGGAGGGUGAUAAUAAUCACUCUUUGUUGGGUUUGAAUCAUCUGGCGCCUCCCCUGAGUUCGAGCAAUGUGGAGUAUCAACCACAAGCUCCUGCCAACGAGAGCAACAACCUCAAAAGCUACCCAGGCUGGCAGGUCAUGGCACCAGGACUGGCUGUAGAUCAAGUGGACCUAUACACAGCUAAAGAACAGCAGCGGGCCUACCAGGCUGGGUGGAGGGUGUCAGAUGAGCGACGAGCGCCUGUGUGCAACCCAGAGACCCAGGCUAUUAGUAGGAGUAGUAGCCCAGAUCUGAGCCAUAUCUUGGAGGAGAGCUCCAUAGGACCAGACCUCUCUCAGACUGGCAGUACCCAGGAUAACAGCAGCCUACCCUCCUCAGUCUCAGGUAAGGAGAAGUCCUACAGCUGUCCCUCCAGUGACUACAUCAGUGCCCAGUCAGCCUCUCUCAGUUACCAUCUAGAGGGCUACCACCCCAACCAACACCCCCAGUGGAACCAGGACACCAUGGACAACAGAGCCCCCUCGUCCCCACAGACCCCAAACCCCAAGGACCGGAGCCCUACUUCUGGCCUCUACAGUGGGAUGGAAGGCACUGAUGAGAACCGGAGAAACCCAGGUACACUGCAAAUGGACAGGCCUCCCAACCUGCCCAACCCUUCCAACCUAAACCUACACCGGGCCUAUGGAGGACCUACAGCUAUGGAGGAUAACAGUGUGAACCCACAGGGUCUUCAUCAAUCCAUACAGACCUUCAUCAAUGGCCUGACAUCCAGCAUUCUGAGAGGUGGUAGAAAGAGGAGAGCAAGGGGAGGGAGGGUCAGCCCUCCCGGGGGAGGACAGGGGAGCUCUGAGGGGGAGUAUGGUGUUGGAGUCAGGGGGAGUGACUGGGACAGUGAGGGGGAGGCAGGUGCUGGUGGCUCUGCAGUCACACCCAGGACCAGGAAGUCCCAGUAUGAGCCUCUGGAUUUGUCACUCAGGCCAGACUGGGUGCUGUCGUCACAGCCUGGUUCAGGGGGAUUGACUGGGUUAUUCCAGCAGCACAGCUCCCUCUCCUCAAAUAGCAAUGGGCUGCAGGCUGGACAACACACAGCCCGGUCUGACACUGGUAGUGACCUGGAGAUGCCUAUAGAGCAGGAGGACGCACACACUUAUGACUCAUCAGCUCACAAUGGGGAGUGUACACUGGAGAGACCUGUGUUUAACAAAGAGGAGGAAGAAGAGGACCUCAACAAGUGGAGGAUGAUGAAGAGGAGCAGCAACGAAGCAGGGCUGAGUGAGGAGAUGACAGAGAUGAUGGUUGGUGUUCCCCAGGGGCCCAGUGAGGCCCCUCAGUGUACCCAAGGGAAGCAGGGCCAGUGGGGCAGGUCGGUCAUCCAGCCUCUCCUCUCUCCUCUGGAGCUGUUGAAGCCAGGGCAGACUCCUCACCACUACCUCCAUCCCCACAGGAACCUCUCAGUCCUCUGGUCCUUCAGUGGCCAGAAUCACACGUUCCUCAAUGACAAUGAAGAGAGCUUGAAUGGUGGAGGGGGAGGGCCAAUGAAGAGAGCAGAUACUUCAAGGGGGAAGCCUUUCCAGUGCAGGUACUGCCCCUACAGUGCCACCCAGAAGGGGAACCUGAAGACUCAUGUCCUGUGUGUCCACCGCAGGCCCUUCGACAGCAGCCUGUACCCAGACAGACGCCUCCGACGGCCCCGUGCCAACACCCCUGUGACACCCUACACCUCCCAGGAAGGUGACAAGGCCCAGUUCUCCAGCUGA